Molecule: messenger RNA, 2817 nt
Organism: Phragmites australis (common reed)
Lineage: Eukaryota; Viridiplantae; Streptophyta; Magnoliopsida; Poales; Poaceae
Product: U-box domain-containing protein 75
Exons: 1
Coding region: 944-2323 (459 amino acids)
Biological process (GO): protein ubiquitination
Molecular function (GO): ubiquitin protein ligase activity
Source: RefSeq, a predicted model, not a curated record
CAUGGACCAAUUUCCUCCUACUUCUGUUCAGUAGCAAGAAAAAGUAAAAAUCAAGUGAGAUAAAUAAGAAAAGAAAUUAGAAAAAAAAGGAGGGGAGGACGUGUGCAGGGAGGCCCACUACACAGCCAGAGUGUCAGUGAGUGGUGAGUGUGCAAAUGGCUGGUCCCCACUCUUCUCAUCCAAUCCCCUCUCCUCUGCCAAAAUAAACCCCAAAUAAGAAAAAAAUCUUGCAGCACAAGUAAAAAACGGGGAUAUUAUCUAAAUAAAAAAUUAUUCUGCAUACUUUUUAUUCAAUAUAUAAUUAGUUUCAAGUAAAAUAUACUGUUUUGAGAUCUAGGUAUUCAACGGGUAAUGGCUAUCCAAACAAUACUGCAAACGUCUGCUGCUACAGUAGAUGUAUAGAAAUUUUCUCCCCCAAAUAAUACUCUGAUCUGGAUAUUUUUUCUCACCCACCCAAAAGUCACAAACACAAACACACGCCCGACCCCUUCCUCUCCUCUCCUCUUCUCUUCUCCAGACCACCCACUAUAGCUUGGAGCCUUGGACUAGAUCUCUAAAUUCUCCCACAGUUUAUCGCUCCCCAUCUCCCCCUUCCCCCUUCCCCCGACCCCUUCCUCUCCCCUCUCAGAUCUCCCCAUAUCUCCGUGCUGCCUCACUCACUGAAAUCCACUCCACUCUCAAUCCAAAAACCCAAAAGCUUUCAGCUCCACCUCCCUGUUUGCUUUUGACCCCCUAGCUAGCUGCUGCCGGAGCAACCGGAAAAUCCUAGAAAAGGAGCUGGUCAAGAAAGAGUGGAAGAAAGGAGGAUGACGAUGAUGAUAGCGAUAAGUCGCCCCAUCAUCCGCCCCAUCAUUCCGUCUCCUCCGGGCCUUGUGUUCUGGUGAAAGGGCCUCGCCGUCCGUGGUGGUGCGUUGGCCGGGGGAGUCGUCGCUGCGCCGCCACAAUGCCGCAGUACCAGGAGUUGCCCUGCGGCGGGCAGGUGCUCGACAUCGACACGGCGCUCAAGGACGGCAUCCUCGGCGGCGCCCCGGAGCCCGGGGAUGCUGCGGCGGGGGACGCGGGGAAGCUGCCGGUGGAGCUGAGGAAGAUGAUGGACGAGCUGGACGCCGCGGGGGACGGCGGCGGGGACGAGGCGGUGCCGGCGGUGUUCAUCUGCCCGAUCUCGCUGGAGCCCAUGGUGGAUCCGGUGACGCUGUGCACGGGGCAGACGUACGAGCGGGCCAACAUCUCCCGGUGGCUUGCGCUGGGCCACCGGACCUGCCCGACCACGAUGCAGGAGCUCUGGGAUGACGGGCUCACCCCCAACGCCACGCUCCGCCAGCUCAUCGCCGCCUGGUUCUCCCGCCGCUACACCCGAUUCAAGAAGCGCUCCGCCGACUUCCACGGUCGCGCCGCCGAUCUUGUCCAUGGUCUCCGGGGUACGGCGGUCCCCAAAAGGCAGCCCCUCAAGGGCCAGGCCCGCGUCGCCGCGCUCCGGGAGCUGCGCACCCUCGCCGCCACCCAUCAGUCCGUCACCAAGGCCAUCGCCGAGGCCGGCGGCGUGGCCCUGUUGACCUCGCUGCUCGGCCCCUUCACGUCCCACGCCGUGGGGUCCGAGGUGGUCGCCAUUCUUGUCAGCGGCGUGCCGCUCGACGCCGACGCGAAGGCCGCUCUCAUGCAACCGGCGAAGGUGUCGCUCGUGGUGGACAUGCUUAACGAGGGCGCGGCCGACACCAAGAUCAACUGUGUCCGCCUCAUCCGCAUCCUCAUGGAUGAGAAAGGUUUCCGGCCGGAGACGGUGGCGAGCUUGAGCCUCUUGGUCGGUGUCAUGCGCCUAAUCCGAGACAAGCGGCACACGGAUGGUGUGGCUGCAGGGCUCGAGCUGCUGAAUUCGAUAUGUGCAGUGCACUGGCCGGCGAGGUGUAUGAUUGUUAGCAUUGGUGCGGUGUCGCAACUGGUGGAGUUGUUGCCGGAGCUGGCAACGGAGUGCGUUGAGCCGGCCUUGGACAUCUUGGACGCACUCUCUGCAGUCCCAGAGGGCAGGAUGGCCCUGAAGGAUUGCCCUCGGACAAUACCCAAUGCUGUCCGCUUGUUGAUGAGAGUUUCAGAGCCGUGCACGCGGCGGGCGCUGUCCAUGCUGUGGACAGUGUGUCGGAUGGCGCCUGAAGAGUGUGCACCCGCCGCGGUGGAGGCUGGGUUGGCCGCCAAGCUUCUACUGGUCAUCCAAAGUGGUUGUGCACCAGAGCUAAAGCAGAAAGCGUCGGAGCUGCUCAAGCUGUGCAGGCUCAACUACACUGACACCCUCUUCAUCUCCAAGUGCAAGCUCACAAGGACAAUUCAGUGAGGAGAUGGAAGUGGUGCCAUUGUGAUGUGAUUUGAUUCGAUGAUGCGUGAUUUGUCGAUUGACCUUGCUGAAUUGGGACUAAGAAAGAGAUGGAAUUGAAGAAUGGUAAUGGGUACAUAUAGACAACCUUGCAGAAUUUGCUCUAUCAUCUCAUCUGAAGAGAUGAGGGUGGUCGGGUAGAUGGCAAGAUUGGUGGCUACCAUUGUCAAUUUGUCCAGCGACAAGAAGCGGAUAGCAGCAAUGCAGCAUCAGUGCCGGGUUAGAUGGCAAGCGGGCGGGAUGUACAUGCAAAUUGAUGUGAAUUUGAUCAGCUCAAUAAGCACUUGAGGCUGGGUGGUAAGUACAGCCAGUUUUGCCAUUAGCAGUAGGGAAUUAAGCAAAAACCAGCAAAUUUAGGAUUUUUGGCAAUGUGGGUAUGUCAGGGCUGUAGACGUUGAUCCCUUGUAAUUGUUGGUAUAAAACGCCUAGCAUUCUAUACAGAACUGUUGCUUCGA